CCCAAGCUGGAGACCCAGGAGGAGCGCAGUGUGAGAGCGGGUGUCUCCAGGGCCGUGCAGGCUGGGGUGGUCCACGGCCGUCGUGUCCCCGGCUGGACAGAGAGGUGGGGCUGGUCGGAGCCCUGGUUGGCCCCGCUGGGCUGGGGCAGAGCAGAACCCCCCGCCGUGGGGGCUCCAGGGGAGCAGGUGCCCUGCCUGAAGCUGGGUGGCGGGGGUGGGGCGGCGUUCAGCCUUCUGUCAGCCCUGCCUGAGUCACCUCUGGACGUGGCCAGGAUGACACAGCUUCCUCAGGCUGCAAAGGCAAGGUGACCAGACGUCCUCCAGGCCAGGCAGACAGUCACGUCUUGCCGGAGGGCAGCCAGCCAGGGCCAGCCUGCAGGCUGGGUGCGGGCCGGGCCGGUGGGGUGGCCGGCAGGGCGCGGCGGGACACACCCCCGUCUCAGGGAGCUGGCUCAGGCGGUGGGCGCCCUCCUGGUUCUGGGACCUGCUUCCGGGGUCGGAUGAGUCGACGGGCGCUUGUUCGGCAGACAGGCUCCUGCUGUGGCACCAGCCGGAGGGGCAGUCGGCCAGGGGUCUGUCAAGAGGAGGCCCCCAGUCCCCAGAGCAGAGGCAGCCUGGCAUGGUGGUUCUGGCUUUGGGGUUCACUCUCGGCUGCCAUGCCCCCUGGACACCCCUGAGGCCUGGCAACGGAAGGUCCCCUCUGACCCCCUCUCUCGAGCUGAGUGUCGCGGGUCUCGGGAGCCUGCCCUGCUCGACGCUGACGCUGGAGACUCGGCUUCUCCCGCCUGGGCUCACGGCCUGGGCUUGCAGACUGUUUGUGCAGUCCGGUGAGAAUCUGAGACUCUCGAGGCCCCUUUGCUCCUGGCUGAUCUAAGCCCAGGGCUGCCCAGCUACCGUUUCCAGGUGGUUCUGUCCGGGUGACUGUGCCCAGGUUAUGACGACUAAUCCCAAGGCGAACAAGGCGUUGAAGGUCAAGAAGGAGGCGGGCGAGAACGCCGCGGCGCUCAGCGACGAUGAGCUGGUGUCCAUGUCGGUGCGGGAGCUGAACCAGCACCUGCGGGGCCUCACGCGUGAGGAGGUGGUGCGCCUGAAGCAGCGGCGCCGCACGCUCAAGAACCGCGGCUACGCGGCCAGCUGCCGUAUCAAGCGCGUGACGCAGAAGGAGGAGCUGGAGCGCCAGCGCGUGGAGCUGCAGCAGGAGGUGGAGAAGCUGGCCCGCGAGAACAGCAGCAUGCGGCUUGAGCUGGACGCCCUGCGGUCCAAGUACGAGGCCCUGCAGACCUUCGCCCGCACCAUGGCCCGCGGCCCCGUCACGCCCAAGGUGGCCACCACCAGCGUCAUCACCAUCGUCAAGUCCGCCGAGAUGGCCGCCUCCGCCUCCGUGCCCUUCUCGGCUGCCUCCUAGUGCCCGCCCGGCCGAGGGGCGUGGGUCCCGCGGAGAGGGAGCCCCACGGACUCCUGCGGACCGGCCGGCGGAAACAGACGGGGUUCAGCCGGGGUUCCGAGCGCCGCCCGCCCUGCACCCGCACACACGCACACGCACUGCACGCCCCACCUGCCCCGGGCUCCGCCGCCCUCUCCGGGCCGCCUCCUGGGCUCUGUCCGGCGCCGGCGGGGGCAGGGGGUGUGGACGGAAGGCCCUCAGGAGGCCCCUGGCCCAGACGUCUUCCACCCCUCCCUCGAGCUGCCUGUCCGCACACGGCAGCGUGUCCACACCCUGCACGGGCCCCCAGCUGGGCCAGCACCCCUUCAACACGCUGACUGCACCUGGGCACCCGGGAGGAACCGCCCCCCGCAGGGUCCAAACACUGUGAUCCUGCUGCAGCCUUGGCCAGAGGCCCAGACCCCCUGAGUGGGCGGAGGAAGGGCUUGCGUGCAGGCAUGUGCGAGGGUCACCUGUGCGUGUGAACAUGCCCGCAUGUGUGCUGCCCUCCCGCGGGGCGCCGCCGCUCUGGCGGCCUCGGGAGCGGCUGGUCACUGGGCCCGCACACGCUUUGUGUUUCCUCUCCGUGUCGGGUGGCCGGGGGUGGUCCCCAGUGAGGAGCAGCCACCUGGCCAGGAGAGGGG
Messenger RNA from Budorcas taxicolor (takin), 2067 nucleotides. It is a transcript of the gene MAFK, whose product is annotated as MAF bZIP transcription factor K. Gene Ontology annotation, molecular function: DNA-binding transcription factor activity, RNA polymerase II-specific; RNA polymerase II cis-regulatory region sequence-specific DNA binding. Gene Ontology annotation, cellular component: nucleus. Gene Ontology annotation, biological process: regulation of transcription by RNA polymerase II. The transcript has 3 exons. The record is from RefSeq and is a predicted model, not a curated record. Bases 935 to 1405 code for a protein of 156 amino acids. NCBI's taxonomy places the organism in Eukaryota, Metazoa, Chordata, Mammalia, Artiodactyla, Bovidae.